Messenger RNA from Mercurialis annua (annual mercury), 2091 nucleotides. RefSeq lists its product as uncharacterized. Gene Ontology annotation, molecular function: zinc ion binding. Lineage: Eukaryota; Viridiplantae; Streptophyta; Magnoliopsida; Malpighiales; Euphorbiaceae. The record is from RefSeq and is a predicted model, not a curated record. The transcript is spliced from 3 exons. The coding region runs from base 1 to 2091 and encodes 696 amino acids.
AUGGAGUCUCUGCUUGUUAUGGUACAACAUAGUGGAAGAUGGGUAGAGACAAAUAGAUAUGAUGAGUUUGAAGUUAUUGGACUCAUGAUACCACAAGAUUCAACAUAUUUAAAUCUACUGAAAGUAAUAUCAGAAGAACUGAAAUUUGAUUUAGAAAAACAGAAGGUUGAAGUCAAGUAUCAAGUCAAAAUUCAGUAUCCACCAUUAAAAAUCAUAGAUGAUUCUAGUUUCAAAUUUUACUUGGAGAUCAAGAAAAAAGAAUUGAAUUUUACCAUGUAUCCUCUGUGCAUAAUGGUGAGCAGUGAUACAACUCAGUUACAUAAGCAGAGUACAAGUAUUUCCACUGGUAUAUCAUAUUCCAGCUACAACAACAAUUUGCCAAAAUAUAUAAUGGACUGGGAUACAUCUAAGAUACAUCAUGCAGAUAGUGUUGAUACAAUUUCUGAAAUAAGACAGUACAGUCAGAUUUUGGUAAAAGACACCAUGGAAAACAUUAAUCAGAAAGAAAAAGAAAAGGAAAUAGAAGAGGCAAGUCAGCAAACAGUAUAUGCACCAGUAGAAGAUAUUGAGUUUACAGUUGGACAAUCCUUCAAAGAUAAAUCUGUUCUUCAAAAAUGUUUGCAAGUACAUUCACUCAGUCAUCAUUAUCAUCAGAAGGUUAUAAGAUCAUCUACUACAAGAAUGUUAGUUAGAUGUAUCAAUGUUACAUGUGAUUGGUAUCUGCAAGCAUCAAGUAAUGGAAAUACAAAUCAGUUUAUAGUUAGAAAACUCAACAUGAAGCACACAUGUCCAAUAGAGAGAAGAUUCAGUAUUCAGAGACAAGCUACAUCAUCACACAUUGCAGAAUCCAUCAAAUUGAGGUAUUUAAAUGUAAAAUCACAAUACACUCCCGUUGACAUAAAAAAUGAUUUGGAAAUUUCAAGAGGAAUCAAAGUCAACUAUAUGAUGGCAUGGAGGUCAAAGGAUAAGGCACUCGAAAUGAUAAGAGGAAACCCUUCUGAGUCAUACAAACUUAUGCCCAUUUUUUUGUAUAAACUCUUGACUACAAAUCCACAAUCUGCAAUAGACAUUCAGGUGAGAUCAGACCAAACUUUUUUGUAUGUUUUUAUUGCGUUAAAAGCUUCUAAUAAAGGGUGGCAACAUUGUAAACCGGUAAUUGUUGUGGAUGGCACAUUUUUAAAAGCGGCAUAUGGCGGCAUACUUCUUGUUGCAACAGCCCAAGAUGCAGCUGGAAAACUAUUUCCUCUUGCAUUUUCUGUUGUAGAUUCAGAAAAUGACGAAUCAUGGGAAUAUUUUAUCACUCAAAUCAGAGCAACAUUUGGCACAAGGGAAGGUAUCUGCUUUGUAUCAGAUAGACAUCUGAGCAUUAAAUCAGCUGUACAGAAGGUUUAUCCCGAAGCUACACACGAAUUAUGCAUGUUUCACCUUCUUAGCAACUUAAAGACACAUUUCAAGAAAAAUGCAAAGAAACUCAAAGAACCCUUCUUCGCAGCGGCAAAAGCAUAUACAAAGAAUGAAUUUGAUUAUCACAUGAAAGAGUUGGACAAGUUAGAUGGAAGAAUAAAGCCGUAUCUUGAAAGUCUCGGUUAUGCAAGAUGGUCAAAGUAUCACUCCUACACCAACAGAUACAAAACAAUGACAUCCAACCUAGCUGAGUCAUUAAAUGCAGCAAUCUUACAUGCAAGAGAUCUCCCUAUCACAACUCUUCUUAUGCACCUACAUGACUUUCAACAAGAAUACUCAUAUACGCAUAGGAACAUUGCCAUCAAUACAACCACAAUAUUGACAUCAUAUUAUGAAAAAAUACUUUCAUAUAAUUAUGUCAAAUCACUCAAAAUCCAGGUAAAGCCAUCUACAAAUCAGAUCUACACAGUAAUAGACAAUGGAGAAAAAUAUACAGUCAAAAUGCAAGAAAGAAAAUGCACUUGUAAAAAGUUUGAGAUUGAUGAACUACCAUGCCAACACGCUCUUGCAAUACUAAAUGAAAUGAACUUGGAUCCAUAUCAAUACUGUUCAAAGUACUACACCAAAGAAAGCAUGUUAGCAACAUACGAUGAGACUGUUUUUCCAAUAGACAAAGAUGAGGCAUGA